CUCUCCUUUCAAUAGUAUAUUCUGUCGGCGAUUUUCAUUUUUAUCGCAUUGUUUUACAAUUCGUUUACUAUUAACCCUAAAUCUAGGGGAAAAACAUAGUUUAAAAUUUUGCGGAAUAGGGUCUACAGUUUCGAAAAGUUUGAUUUCCGACCCCAAACUUCUGAUCCCGUCACCAUCCAUCCGAAACCCAAACCUUGACAGAGAGAGGAAAUGGCGGGUCAAGGUUUUGAGAAAUGGCCCUAGCUUUUUUCGAUUUUCCGUUUUUUUUUUUUGUAUUUCCCGCUAAAAAAAUUGCCAUGGAAUCUAUGGAGUCGUAAUCGAUUCGCCGUUCGUCGUCGAUGGCUGCAGCAGACGACGAAGACGACGCCGUCGAUUUCCGCAAAACUCCGAAGAGUUUCGACCUGAACAAGUCUCCCGAAGCAGUCUCUUACUCAGAUUCGGCGGUUGAGAAGAAUAUGAACGAACUCGUCUCCUCGUUCCGACGCUUGCUCGAAUCGUUCGUCGUCGAGUUCUGUCCUCCGCCUCCGGCGACCGUUGAUCUCUUCGGCCUCUUCGUCGGCGUGAGCCACAGAGGCGGUUUCAAAGCCGUUUCGGAGAAUGCUGCGUGGGAGGAAGUCGGGAGCGAGUCUAAAUUAGGUUUAUCUGCGAAAUCGAUCUACGUCAAGUACCUCGCCUCGCUUGCGCGGUGGUUGAACAGAGUCGUUGGAGGUGAUGGUGGUGGCGUGGAGCUGCCUGGAGUAUCGGAUGAUCUGAUCGGUAGGUUUGGGGAUUUUGUGGCUCAGGUGAAGAGGAAGUAUGAGUUGAGGGAAGGUAUGGUUUCAAGAGAGGUGGGAGGAGAGUUUAAAUGGUUUAUAUCGAAAGCUAGGAGAAGAUCUGAUGAUAAGAAGCUUGAGGAAGCUGUGUUUCUUGAUUCUGGUUCUUCCCCUGGGAAGAGGAAACGGGAGUGUUCUUUAGUGACUUUGAAGUGGUUAAGCGAGGCUGCUAAGGAUCCAUGUGACGUAUCUGUUGGCUCUUUGCCGGAUAGAUCAAAGUGGGAUUGUUAUGGAAGUGAAGAGCCGUGGAAAGAGCUUCUUCUGUUUAGAGCUUCAAGAACGAACUCUGAUUCGUCUUGUGAAAAGAUUUGGCAGAAAAUCCAGAAGAUGCAUCCGUCUCUGUAUCAGGAUAGUGCUGGGACUAGUUACAAUCUAAGAGAGAGACUCAGUUUCGAUAGGAAUCAGUUUAAUGAGAGGAAAGCUGGGAUAUCUUCUGAGGAUGGCUCGGGUUCAGAGGGUUCAGACGAGGAGGAUGAAUCAGGUGGUCUAGUUGGUCCAGAGUUUCAAGCUGAAGUACCUGAGUGGACUGGCAUCAUCACUGAAAGCGAUCCAAAGUGGCUAGGCACUCUGAACUGGCCACUUAACAAAGAACAAAACAACAAAAAUAACCUUCUCAUCGAAAGAGAUCCUAUUGGAAAAGGAAGACAAGAUGCUUCUUGUGGCUGCCAAAAUCCAGGCUCUGUUGGUUGUGUCAGAUUCCAUAUCAAGGCAAAACAGGAGAAACUGAAACUCGAACUUGGUUCAGCUUUCUACAUGUGGUGUUUCGAUACAAUGGGUGAAGGUAAUCUGCAGUAUUGGACAGAGUUUGAACUGAAGAAGGUGAUGUCUUUGAUGCCUUCUCCACCUACACUUAUCCCGUCUUUCUUCGAUGAGCUCAGGAGCGUUCUUCCUUCAAAGAGCAGAGGAAAGAUCGUGAGCUACUUCUACAACGUGACGCUUUUGCAGUUUAGAGCAAAUCAGAGUAGAAUGACUCCUUAUGAGAUUGACAGUGAUACUGACACACAGUACAGGAUUGCAACAGCGAGUGAAGAUCCAAACCUGGAAGCAAACACAUCACAGAAACCCGUUUUGCUUACGCCCAAGAAAAAAAGACGUCGAUAGAGAGGUAGUAGUAACACUUGAUGAAUCUUGGGUUUUAAGUGGGAGCAGCCAUUGAAAGUGCUUAUAAACUUCGGGGGAGAAAGGGUUCUGUUCAUCAGUUACGUCGGCUCAGCAAAUUCGGGUUUUGGUAUUUGAGGUAAAUACUUUCAUGAUCACUCCACUCUUUUGAUGAUUCUAUAGGAGUAUUCUUUUUUUUUUUUUUUCUGGGUUGGCAUUGCUUAAAAGGACUGAUGAAUCAGAGACGAGGUUUCUCCAAAACAAGUACAGUAAAAUUUCGGAUCAUUUUGGUGAAUACAACAGAAGCAAACAUUGUUAUUGCUAUUUGUUUUGUUUGUUUCUAAAGGAAAGUAGGAAAUGAGUUUUUUUUUUUGUCAACAGGAAAUGAGUUUAUACAUCAGUUUCGUGACUGUACCAUCUAUCAAAACUUUAUAUAUCAAGUUUAAAAAAGACCGCACACUUUCUCCAAUUAAAUCAAGACACGCGUGAUUAUUUUGGAAAAAAAACCAUUUGUUAAUAAAAGUUUUGAUUUAACUGGGUUUUUUUUUUUUUUUUUUUUCCUGUCAAUGUUUUUAAUAUUAAAAGAAUCGGGUCAAGCCCAGAAACAGAUUACAUGAAAGCCCAAAAUACAUAAACUAAAUACCAGGCCUAAUGAUCCACACUAAAGACCUACCCAUUACACUGGCCAACGGCCCAAACCAUCCCCGGUGUGACGACGACCGACUCGAGCGUCAAGAAGACUGGAUGCCGGACACAUGGAUGCAUCUCAACCCAUCAGAACUGCACGCGUCACAUUCGCCUCGACUUGGCCGUCUCCGCCUCGUCUCACCACUGGAAUCCCUCACCACAACAAACUUCAAACGAAGCUCGUAACCGAAGAGCCUCCGCCGAACCCAUCCAAUACUUUCCACUCUAUCUACCCGUCGGAGAGCCUCAUCUCUCCUAGAGAGCUCCUCCGACAGAGCGACAGCUUGAAAUCUUCAACCCUAAAG
Molecule: messenger RNA, 2902 nt
Organism: Brassica napus (rape)
Lineage: Eukaryota; Viridiplantae; Streptophyta; Magnoliopsida; Brassicales; Brassicaceae
Product: AT-rich interactive domain-containing protein 1
Exons: 3
Coding region: 339-1913 (524 amino acids)
Molecular function (GO): DNA binding
Source: RefSeq, a predicted model, not a curated record